AAAAUCGCUUCUGCACUGACGUCAAUGCAUGUCGAGCGCCAGCACAUCAUUCCUCGUGCGGAGCAUCAGAGCGGAAUGCGCUCGCCUUUCAUACUCAUGUAGAGAGAGACCUUAUCUGGAAAAGGAGAGAUGUGCACGAGCCAUUGGCACCCACGUGCCCCUUUUGCAAGUCACAUUUGGCAUUAGACACAAAAUUACACCCCGCCACUUGAAUUGCACGUAACGAACAGGUGAAGUUGUCCAAAUCAUUCCCACACUAGAAAACUAUGGUCAUGGCCGCCCAAGAGCAAACGGCGUCGCAGCGCGCUCCGGUUCGCGUCGGAUUUUAUGAUAUCGAGCGCACGCUGGGCAAAGGCAAUUUUGCAGUUGUGAAGCUGGCGAGACAUCGCAUCACCAAAUCAGAGGUGGCCAUUAAGAUCAUAGACAAAACCCAGCUGGAUGCUGUGAACCUGGAGAAGAUCUACAGAGAGGUAGAAAUCAUGAAGUUGUUGGACCAUCCACACAUCAUCAAGCUUUACCAGGUCAUGGAGACCAAAAACAUGCUUUAUCUGGUCACAGAAUAUGCCAGGAACGGUGAGAUAUUUGACUACCUGGCCAGCCGCGGGCGGCUCAGCGAGAUGGACGCGAGGAGGAAGUUCUGGCAGAUCCUCUCAGCGGUGGAGUUCUGCCACGAGCGCAACAUUGUUCACAGGGACCUGAAGGCCGAAAACUUGCUACUGGAUGCGCACAUGAAUAUCAAGAUAGCAGAUUUUGGCUUUGGUAAUUUCUUCCGUCCCGGUGAGCCUUUGACCACGUGGUGCGGCAGCCCCCCAUAUGCGGCGCCAGAAGUGUUUGAGGGACAGCAAUACGAGGGUCCGCAACUCGACAUCUGGAGCAUGGGGGUGGUUUUGUAUGUGUUAGUGUGUGGCGCUCUUCCAUUCGACGGCCCCAGUCUUCCUGUCCUCAGACAGAGGGUCUUGGAGGGCCGUUUCCGCAUCCCCUACUUCAUGAGCGAAGACUGUGAGCACCUGAUCAGAAAGAUGUUAGUUUUGGAUCCAGCCAAGCGCUUGUCCCUGAGUCAGAUCAAAGAGCACCGCUGGAUGGUGCAGGAGGUCCCGUCUCAGAGACCUGUGCUGUACAGACAAGGCCUGCCCAGCGAUAGUAAAACUGGCUUGGGUGAACACAGCGAGCAGGUGCUCAGACUCAUGCACAGCCUCGGCAUUGACCAGCAGAAGACCAUUGAGUCUCUCCAGAACAAAAGCUAUAACCACUUUGCUGCUAUCUACUACCUGCUUGUGGAGCGCUUGAAAGCGCAUCGCAGCAGUUUCCCUGUGGAACAGCGUUUGCACGCCAGCCAGCGCCGCCCUAGCACCGUCGCUGAGCAGACUGUUGUCAAGACAAAUGCAGUUCAAUCUCAAGUAGGCACCCCUUCACAGACAGCACAUCAACUGCGUUCUCCUGUCCUGCUGCAGACCACCACAGAUACGUUUACUUUCCCACAAACCCCUGCUUUACCAGACCAGGCCCUCAUGGAGGAAGAUGUGGGCAUUCCCAAGGUGAACGGGUACCUACUAGACCCGCUCCCGCCGGUCAUCGCCCGCAAAGUCAGCAGCUCUCUGCCUGGUAACGUUAUGGAGACAUCCAUCGAUGAGGGUAUCGAGGCAGAGGAGGUGCACGCUGCGCCUCUCACUGCCUUUAAUGCUGCUCGCUUUAGUCAGCGAAGGCAUACUCUGUCUGAGGUCACCAACCAACCGCCCGUGCUGCCCAUCACAGGUCUUAACCCAUCUCUGGGCAGUAUGGACUCAGAAUACAGCAUGGGUUCAACUCAAAGUGACUUCAGCUUGCCUGAGGAGAAUUCAGCUUUAAAAGAUGCAUUAAACACUACACCUGCCAGCUCCACCGCUCCGGACUUCCUCAACAUGAAGCCACCUGACCCCACCCUACAGAUGACCAACCCAGAAGGGCAGGAUGCUCAUAAUCCUUCACUAGUCAGUUUCAGAGAGGGACGCCGGGCAUCUGAUACAUCCCUUACGCAAGGUUUAGGGGCAUUUAGGCAACACCUCCAGAACCUGGCCAGAACCAAGGGCAUCCUGGAGUUAAACAAAGCCCAGAUAGUGUUAGGAGAUGCUGGAGGAAAUACAAAUGUCAUCAUUAACACGCAGGAGCUACUAGACCCUCAUCAUCCAUACAGUCACCAGGGUGACGGACGCCAAUGUCCAAGUGGAAAAGAUACAACAGUGUUCGCUGGUAAGAUGCACCCUUAUAUGCUGUCCAGAAGGCAGAGUUUGGAGACACAGUACCUCGCUCAGAGACUACAGAGGGCCAGUCAGUUGUCUAGUGGUCUUGGAAGUGGUCAGGCAUUUUGUAAAGAGGCUGCACCACGCACUUUGGAGCAACAACUACAAGAGCACAGACUACAGCAGAAACGGCUCUAUCUCCAGAAGCAGUCUCAGGUCCAGGCUUAUUUCCACCAGAUGCAGCUUGCAGAGGAUCCUUACACCCCUCCUCAAGAUCCCCCUUCUUUCACAAGGACCCAGACCCUAACCCCCUUUCUGGAGCCCAGCACCAAGUCAGCCCCCUACUCGGACUGGUCUCCGGCACCUCCACCCAAAUCUUCAGACGGCCAUACACACUAUACACCGUCCCUCCCUCCCGAGCCUCUUUAUGCGUGGAGUCCCACCCAUCCUGGACUCCCACCAGGUAAAGCGGAGUCUCCAUCACCACAGCCCGCUCCCGAAGUUCCCUUGUUGGACUGUGAGAUGGAGACCGCAGAGGCCCCGCAAGGCUGUGUACUCGUCAACUAGAUGUUUAUUGGUUAAACAAGCCACUCUGAGGCUGGAUCUCAGGCACGACUCAUUUUAGGGAAGUACUGAUGGAAGAAAACCUUCAGGGUCAAUAAGGAUGCCAUGGUUUGUGUCCAGCUACAUAUAAACCUACAGACCAUACCAUCUCGUGCACUUGGUCCUGUGGUAGACCAUUACAGACCUUCUGUUUAAAAAGUUAUUUGAGAUGUGUUAGUGUCUUGAAAAUGCGUUCGGUAAGCACAAAUUAAACAGUGCAGCUACCUUAGAGUUUCGAUCAGUAUUAAAGCAAUAUUCCUUUUUUCCUGUACUACUUUCAA
Messenger RNA from Misgurnus anguillicaudatus (oriental weatherfish), 3100 nucleotides. RefSeq names its product salt-inducible kinase 2a (gene sik2a). Gene Ontology annotation, biological process: microtubule cytoskeleton organization; protein phosphorylation; intracellular signal transduction. Gene Ontology annotation, cellular component: cytoplasm. Lineage: Eukaryota; Metazoa; Chordata; Actinopteri; Cypriniformes; Cobitidae. The record is from RefSeq and is a predicted model, not a curated record. Gene Ontology annotation, molecular function: ATP binding; tau-protein kinase activity.